CAUCACUCACUCAUCAUCGGCAAUCAUCUGAUCCAAUGGCAGCCACUGAGUUUAUGUUUCUGACCGUUGAUGGCCAUGGGCGCCCACUCGAACCCGGUAGUCGAGUCUCGAUUCGGAGUCGGUGCAUGAAGGGCGUCAAUGUUCGCCAAGGCUCGCGCCGAUCCAGAAGAAAGGCGCGUAAGGCAUCCGAGACAGUCGCCGCAACUAAAAGUCUCGGGAAGAGUACCGAACUCCUAGAGAUUACGUCUUCUUAUCAAUUAACAAGUUGCGGGCCCCUUGUAAAGUCACUACAGGUCCGAACUGAUGAGCUUGGCUUUGACUCAUCUCGCUUGCCAUCUACUGUACUGCGAUUAGUCGUCAAGUACAAUGCCUUGCUCGAUGCGGCAUAUCCUCUUGAGAUAUACCUCGAGAACACAGACGUCCAAGGACACAGAGUGACCGACGACUUGGCCUUACUGAACGAGAACAAGACUCUGCUAGAGUCGAUAUUCCUGGCUACAUAUGCCGUGGAUGAUUUAUGUUCUGGAACCAAGCUAUCACUUCGAUCGCAGCGAUUACUCUGCACCAUCCUCUCGUCUUUGAACAGCAGUCUUCGCAAUGCUUCAGCGCAACAAUCCUACUCCACCAUACUUACCAUAUUGAUUCUGCUCUUUGCAGCUGAGUCGUUUCGAGAUUUCGAUGCUGUUUCAACACACCUUGACGGACUGACGAGGUUGUUGGAAUUGCGUGAGACAAAGCCGGUGCCGUUGGACUCUAAACUAUUGUUCAAGAUCCAGCAGGUCGAUCUUAGGAUGUCGUUGGCGACGGGUCGGCCACUGUACUUUCCUUUCGACUAUUCAUACUGCCAACAACCUGCCAGUGUCGUUUGCCUGUCAAACAUUGCAAGCUUUGUCAAAUCAUGCGAACCGAUAUCGAUCGUCAAAGUCGAAAAGGAUUCUCAAUUGGUUGGACUUCCAGUCUCAGGUUAG
Molecule: messenger RNA, 968 nt
Organism: Fusarium oxysporum Fo47
Lineage: Eukaryota; Fungi; Ascomycota; Sordariomycetes; Hypocreales; Nectriaceae
Exons: 3
Coding region: 36-968 (310 amino acids)
Source: RefSeq, a predicted model, not a curated record